UCUCCAGUUUCCAUACAUAUAAAUAGGCAUAAAUCACAAACCUAAUCCAUUUCCUCUCCCUCCAAGUAGCUAUGGGUUUAUCAUGUGUGGGGGGGACGCUGCAUGCUCUAAAGCUUGCAACCAUUCCUGCGAUGACCUUCUCUCUCUCUACAAUAAGAAUGGGAACAAGGGGCCUCCUACAUGGCCGAAUAUGGUCACCCAUGCCAUUAAUUUGUAGAGCAUUUUCUUCAAAUGCUGUUGAAGUGCCCUUGACCAGAGAACCUGAACUGGUGGUGAAACCCCAGUGGAGAGCUAGCAUUGACUUCAAAUGGGUACGUGACAAUAAAGAAAUCGUUGCAGCAAAUAUUCUGAACCGAAAUUCCACCACAGAUUUGGAGCUUGUGCUUAACCUUUACGAGCAAUUCUGCCGUCUCCAAAAGGAAGUAGAACGAAUGCGUGAAGAAAGAAAUGCAGUCGCAAAUAAGAUGAAGGGAAAACUGGAAUCUUCAGAACGACAAGCACUUAUAGAAGAAGGGAAGAAUCUGAAAGAGGGGCUUCUCGCUUUGGAAGAAGAUCUCGUUCAUCUCACAGAUAAACUUCAACUGGAAGCCCAAUGUAUGCCUAAUAUUACACAUCCAGAUGUUCCUAUCGGAGGAGAAGAUCAGGCUGCUUUGAAAAAAAUGGUUGGAAGUCCCCGCAUGUUUAGCUUUCCUGUAAAAGAUCACUUGCAACUUGGCAAAGAACUGGAUUUGUUUGAUUUUGAUGCUGCUUCAGAGGUAAGUGGGUCGAAAUUCUACUACUUAAAGAAUGAGGCUGUUUUGUUAGAAAUGGCCCUCGUUAACUGGGCACUCUCGGAAGUUUCAAGAAGGGGUUUUGUGCCUGUGACCACCCCAGAGAUCGUGCGGUCCUCUGUGGUCGAGAAGUGUGGUUUCCAACCUCGUGGACAAAAUACACAGGUCUAUUCUAUUGAAGGGAGUGACCAGUGUUUGAUAGGAACUGCAGAGAUUCCAGUGGGUGGGAUUCAUAUGGAUUCGAUCCUAGCAGAUUCAGAUUUACCCCUGAAAUAUGUCGCCCUUUCCCAUUGCUUUCGCACUGAGGCUGGUGCUGCUGGAACUGCAACGCGGGGCCUUUAUCGAGUCCACCAGUUCACCAAGGUUGAGAUGUUUAUCUUGUGCCAUCCAGAGGAAAGCGAUAACUACCAUGAGGAAUUGAUUAGCAUUGAACAAGAACUCUUUUCAUCUCUUGGCCUGCAUUUUAAAACACUGGACAUGGCUUCUGCGGAUUUGGGUGCCCCCGCAUUCCGGAAAUAUGACAUUGAAGCAUGGAUGCCAGGUCUGGGACGAUAUGGCGAGAUAUCAAGUGCUUCAAAUUGUACCGACUAUCAAAGUCGACGAUUAGGCAUCAGGUAUCGACCAGCUAUGACAGAGCCACCUCCCACCAAGCUAAAGAAGGGAAAGGGUGUCACAGGCCCCACACGAUUUGUGCACACUUUGAAUGCAACUGCAUGUGCAGUGCCCCGGAUGCUGGUGUGCUUGCUUGAGAAUUUCCAGGAAGAAGAUGGAUCUGUGAUUAUACCCCAAGUUUUGAGGCCCUUCAUGGGUGGGUUGGAUGUCAUCUCCCCUAAAUUAAAAUGAUUUGUUUCUAGGUUUAUUUAUUGAAAUUAGUUCUCUAUAUAUUUUUGGUUAGUAAACUGUUUAUUUUGUUCUCUUUGAUCCCCAUCUUAAUUGUUUUGGAUGUCGAAUCUCUUUCUUAUCCACAGGCAGGCAUGCAUUUAUUUUUGGCCAUGGAAUUUUUUAUGCAACUGAUACGAUACUUGCAUAGUUAUGUCAGAGGGGCCUAUUUAAUGAAUCGAUGUAAACUUUUGUGCAAGUGGUUAUUCUUUUGUAGUUGUAUGUUACAGGCCAGGUUCAACAGGACUGCUAAAUUUGUCAUUUUUAUUGAAGGUUUCCAAUAAAUUUGAAUUCAAAUAUUUUUAAGAAA
Amborella trichopoda is the source of this 1959-nucleotide messenger RNA. It is a transcript of the gene SRS, whose product is annotated as Seryl-tRNA synthetase. Gene Ontology annotation, biological process: seryl-tRNA aminoacylation. Gene Ontology annotation, molecular function: serine-tRNA ligase activity; ATP binding. Lineage: Eukaryota; Viridiplantae; Streptophyta; Magnoliopsida; Amborellales; Amborellaceae. The record is from RefSeq and is a predicted model, not a curated record.